Anopheles moucheti is the source of this 1066-nucleotide messenger RNA. Its product is annotated as translocon-associated protein subunit gamma. Gene Ontology annotation, biological process: SRP-dependent cotranslational protein targeting to membrane. Bases 193 to 750 code for a protein of 185 amino acids. The transcript is spliced from 2 exons. NCBI's taxonomy places the organism in Eukaryota, Metazoa, Arthropoda, Insecta, Diptera, Culicidae. Gene Ontology annotation, cellular component: endoplasmic reticulum; membrane. The record is from RefSeq and is a predicted model, not a curated record.
UUACGUUUACGUGUUUUUUGGUCCUGUUUCUUCGCGUAGCGGUCCAUCGACGCAGCUUUCCGAUUGUGGGCAUUCGUUGCGGCUUCAUUGGUUCCACAGAAAUUACGGUACGCACCGUGAAUAGAUCACCUGGUAUCGAGUGCAGUAAAUAGUGUCGAUUUCGCGAAGAAUCUGUCCAAGUUAAAUUCUAAAAUGGUUGAGGAUACGAAAGAUCUAGGAUUCACCAAGGAGGAGGAAUUGCUGCUACAGGAUUUUAGCCGGAAUGUGAGCACCAAAUCGAACGUACUGUUUUACGGCAGUGCAUUCAUCGUAUCGGCGGUGCCUAUCUGGCUGUUCUGGAGAGUGCAUCAGAUGGAACUGCUACCGUCGGUAGUGUUCUUCGUGAUUGUCACCGCAUUGUGCACGUACCUGUUGGCUAUGGCUUACCGUAACACGAAGUUCACGAUGAAGCACAAGAUUGCGAUCAAGCGCGAGGAUGCGGUGACCCGCGAGAUGACCGCACAGCUGGCCGACGACAAGAAGAUGAGCCGCAAGGAGAAGGAUGAGCGUGUGCUGUGGAAGAAGAUCGACGUAGCGGAAUACGAGGCGACCACUUUCUCGAUCUUCUACAACAACGCUCUCUUCCUGGCCGUGGUCAUUUUCGCCAGCUUCUAUCUGCUGCGAUCGUUCACUCCGACCUUCAACUACAUCUUCUCGAUGGUGGGUGCCGGUGGACUGUUGGCCCUGCUGUCGACUGGAAAAUCGACGUAAAUAGGGUCGUAAUAGGGCGCCGGAGGGAUUCUGCACGCACAUUAUACAGUCUCCUUGUUAGCAUCAGCGAAUCCAUCGUAUGCUGGUGAACGAACAGGCGCAAUCAAUUCUCCCUGUUUAUUUUCCCAACAGCAACAACAAUAAGACUCACAUAAAUAAUUUAAACUGCGAGUGUGCCCGUUUUGGUGCACGCAUUUUCGCACCGUUACGAACUGAGACAUUCAUUCACUGCUACACUGUACGUUGUAUGGUCGCCGUUCGGCUAAACAAAAAUCAUUCGAAGCAUCGCUCAGUAAAGAUUAAGUUACUAAAAGUA